Esox lucius (northern pike) is the source of this 5669-nucleotide messenger RNA. RefSeq names its product UHRF1 binding protein 1-like (gene bltp3b). The transcript is spliced from 24 exons. NCBI's taxonomy places the organism in Eukaryota, Metazoa, Chordata, Actinopteri, Esociformes, Esocidae. The record is from RefSeq and is a predicted model, not a curated record. The coding region runs from base 310 to 4656 and encodes 1448 amino acids.
UGCCGAGUCCUAACUGUGCCUAGCUUCACAUUGGUCCGCCCAUCGUCAGACGUUGUGACAGCACUAGCCGUUCAUUUUCAGGUGCUGUAGCAGUGAAGAUGGACAUUAGCUCUAGAAUGAAUGGCUUAUUUGCUUUCUGAAGCUAGCGAAAUAAGCUAGCUAGGUAUAUGUGACCUGGAAUGACACUGUUUUCCGCCCCCCUCUAAUCUCCUUGUGAAGGAAGCAAGAACUGGCUAGUCACAGACCACUAAAAUGCACCCUGACUUGGGAAUUUGAACUGCAUCGCUGGGUUAAAUCGUUCAGGCGGCCAUGGCUGGUCUGAUCAAGAAACAGAUCCUCAAGCACCUCUCCAGGUUUGCUAAGAACCUGUCCCCUGACAAGAUCAACCUGAGCACGCUGAAGGGGGAGGGCCAGCUCACCAACCUGGAGCUGGACGAGGAGGUGCUGCAGAGCAUGCUGGACCUCCCCACCUGGCUGGCCAUCAACAAAGUGGGCUGCAACAAGGCCGCCAUCCGGAUCCCAUGGACUAAGCUGAAAACCCACCCCAUCUCUCUGACUCUGGACAAGGUGGUGAUGGAGAUGAGUACCUGUGACGAGCCCCGCCCACCCAACGGCCCGUCUCCCAUAGCAACGGCCUCCGGGCAAAGUGAAUAUGGCUUUGCUGAGAAGGUUGUGGAGGGCAUCUCUCUGUCCAUCAACUCCAUCGUUGUGAAGAUCAGUGCCAAGGCGUUCAACGCCUCCUUUGAGCUGAGCCAGCUGCAGGUGUACUCCGUCAACACCAGCUGGGUCCUCUCGGACCUCCGCUUCACACGCAUCCAUGACCCACACAGAGGAGAGAUCCUGACAUUUAAGGAGAUCAGCUGGCAGAUGAUCCGCAUCGAGGCGGACGCCAUCCAGAGUGCCGAGCACGAGAUACUGAGUGCCCCCAUCCGCCUCAUCACCAACCAGUCGAAGAUCAGAGUCACCCUGAAGAGACGAGCUAAGGACUGUAACGUGGUGGCGUCCAAGCUGGUCCUGAUCCUAGACGACCUCCUCUGGGUGCUCACGGACUCCCAGCUCAAAGCCAUGGUCCAGUACGCCAAGUCCCUCAGCGAGGCCAUGGACAAGUCCGCCCAGCAGAGGAAGAGCAUGGCCACUGAGGACCAGGAUUCCUCGGUGCCGCCCACAGCCCAGCAGGUUCGUGCCCAGCAGGCAUCGUCAGGCUCCGACCAGAGUGUCACCAUGGCCAAGCUGUUCACCGCCUACGACGUGUGCGAGACCUCGCACCACCUGCAGAUCACUCACCUCGACCUGCAUAUCUGCGACGACAUCCACGCCAAGGACAGAGUGAACAAUAAGAGGAUGACCGGUGGGGCCAUGCAGCUCUCCUUCAGCCUCAUCACACUGGACUACUACCCCUUCCACCGCGCAGGUGACAGUUGCCUCCAUUGGAUGCACUACAGCGAGGCCACAAAGGCCAGAGAGGUCUGGGUCAAGAGUUUACUGGAGGAGUUCAAGUCCAACGUGGAGAUGUUGAAGACUGUCAAGAGAGACCGUCAGGGCCUGGUGAACACACACACCUCACCCCAGCAUGGUAAGAUCAGUACUGGUUCGACCAGUGUCCUAAUUCCUCCCCAGACCCCAAAGAGCCAGCUCAUGUCCAGCUCCUUCAUUCUCCGGGUGGCCGAUUUCAGCAUCUACCAGGUGUCCACGGCAGACCAGAGGCGCUCCAGUCCUAAGGCCAUGAUCUCCUGUAAUAAGAAGUCUCUGUACCUGCCACCUGAGAUGCCUGCCGUCCACAUUGAGUUCACUGAGUACUACUUCCCUGACGGAAAGGACUACCCCGUGCCUUGCCCCAACCUGUAUGUGCAGCAGAAUGCCCUGCAGCUGGUUCUGGAUCCCAGGAGCCUGGUGUGGUGCAACCUGUUUGCCCUGGACCUGAGGCAGAGCCUGGAGCAGUUCAUGGAGCUCUACAAGCUCAACGCCGAGGAGCAGAAACCCGAGGAGCACAUGGAUGUCAGGGUGGACGGCCUCAUGCUCAAGUUAGUGGUACCCACGGACAGAGACCCCUCCUACCCCCAGGACCUCCCCCGCUCCAUCUCUGUCCAGUGCUCCGAGAUGGUGGCCACCAAUACCCGUCAGCCCUCCAACUGCACGCGCUCCCACCUCGAAGCCCUCCUCCUCUCCUUCCAGGAAGAGCAGUUCUUUGCCGCCUCCUGUUCCUCCUUCCCUCGCUCCUCCGCCUCCUUUCCGCUGAUCCACCCCAUUUUCCAGCGCCACGCGCACGAGCAGGACACCGUGCUGCAGGACGUGUAUAAAGGGCUGGUGGCUCCCUCGCUGGGAGUUGACGCCCUGAAAAUGGCCGCCGCCACCGACCUGUGGGCGCUUCACUUCGCCCAGUUCUGGGUGGACUACGAGGGGACGCGCGGCGGCAAGGGGCGCCCGCAGCCCUUCGUUGACGCGUUCCCGCUCACCGCGUGGGUGUGCCAGCCGGCCCGACAUGCCCAGCACCAGGAGAGGCUACGGUGCGGGGCUCCCGGAGGGCCCCUGUCCCGGAGUGGGUCCGUGGAUGUGGCAGGACAUCUGCAGAGGAAGAGGCUGUUGAAGGAGUACUACAGUACUGCCGUGUCGGACAAGGACACCGGCGCCACUCUGCCGCCGAGCAACGGGCUUCACGAGCCCCUGUCCCUGGACAACAUCCCCGCCUCUUCGACCCCUUCCAGGAAGGAGGCGGACAUGCACGUUUUAGUGCACGUGCAGAAGCAUUUGAGUGCUCAGGUGAGUCACAGACAGUACAUCUUCCUCAUGCGUCUCCAGCGCAGCCUUAAGGCUUUGCAGCACACCCUGCAGCAGGACCUGGAAGAGAUGGGCUCCAAACGGGACAAGACCAAGGUCACCUCAGAACCCGCUCCGGAUCACCAGCCGUUCACUGCCUGUGUGGGGUUUCUGCUCAGAAGUGCCGAGGUAGCCCUCCUCUUGAAGCCUGUACCCCAGCCCGAGGGUCCCGGCUCUCCUUUGGGGUCCGAGUUGUCCCCCUCGGAGAGUAGAGCCAACCUGGAGGCUGGUUGCGAUGGAGGGGAGGGGGGCAACAGAGGGACCCCUGUGGAGGAGGCUGGCGCUAAGGGAGGCUGUAUGGUGGACCAGCUUCUUUGUGGGGUUAUAGAAGAUGGCGGAAUCACGCAGGGCCCUGCCCCCCUCGUCCCCGCCUCCGCCUCCAACCGAACGGCGUCUCUAGACGAGAGGACUGGGAGAUCGAGUUUGGAGGAGGUGGGAGAGGCUUUGGGGGAGGCCUGGACUGUGGGAGAGGAGCCGGCGGCUGUGGUUAACUGCAAAGCCCAGACAAGUGAGAGCUCUGGAGCUGAGCCCAGCAUCCCAGACCCCAUCUCCAGCAAAGACUGGAACGAGAAGAACCCUGGGGCCAGAAUGCCUCAGUCUGUGUCCAGGAAAGGAAGUUUGUCAGUGGUCUCUGAACUCCUCAGUUCCGCCACCACCCGCUCCACCUCCAUGUGUUCUAUAUCCAACAUCGGUCGUCUGAUGAAGGAGCGUUCCCAGUCCAGUUUCUCUGUGUCAUAUAAGAACAUGAAGAAAAGCCCGUCUCUGCAGUCCUUGGACAACUUGUCCAUAGACAGCUACCUGAUGGAGGACGGAGACACAGACACGUACAGCCUACUGGAGAGAGAUGACAUGUCGAUCUCAGGCUUCAAGGACGCCGUGAGUGAGCUGAGCGCGACAGGGGGCACCGCCGAGGCUAGAGCGGGCACAGUGGAGCCGGACGGCACAGGCUCACCGGACACCGCCAGCGCCACCUCCCAGAGCAUAGACGAACCCACCAAAGACAUGGUGUCGGUGCUGGUUCUGAAGGUGCAGUGUGUGUGCGGGGCGAUGGAGGUGUGCGGGGAGAGCACGGCCGUAGCUCUGGAGGUGGGCCGCAUUAGACCCACGCAGCUAGGCAACGUCAGCCUCCGACAGUAUCUCAGCAACCACAGCCUGGGUCUAGUGCCCCCUGCCCAGGGCAGCCAAGGCAGAGGUCUGGAAACCAGUGCCGAUGGGACUCCCCAUAACCCGGAGGUCCGGGCUCGGCUGGAGAGCGGGCCCUGUGCCGCCGCCCACUCCCCCCUUGCCGAGACCAAUGGUUUCCUCCAGCUACGGGUCCACGGCUACCGGGCCAGCUUCCUUAUGUCAUCGCUUCGGAACCUAGCGCACUUCCUGGAAGAUGACUCCGCCCCCCAGGUCCUCCCCAUGGAGAUCAGUGUGAGGGACACGCACAUCGACCUGAAGGAUGACGGUCCCCGUGACAACCUAUCGGACCCUGAGCCCAGCCCCAUCACCCUACACAUCUCUAACCUGUUGAUCCACAGGACUGACGAUGGAGCCUUCUCCAUUGGGGUGGAAAGUGCGUCUGAAGCAGGUCCUAAAAAAGAGAUGCCAUUGAUUGACAGCUAUGUGUCUCCUGUCUCGGACAUUGUGGGUGUGGUCAGCAGCAUUCCCAAGGCCACACAGACCCCCAUUUCUCCAAGUCCCACCCCAUCCGCCCCCAACAAAGAACAGCUGCUGCUAGAAGAGAAUGAGUGUUUGAAACUGGAGCUCUCCAAAGCAAAGAUGGCUCUAGCUGAGGCUCAAAUGGAGAAAGACUCCCUGUUGCACCGCAUGAAGAGCCUGAGAGUGAACACCAGCUAGGCUAACAGAGAGCCGGUGACCACAGGCCUGUAGUGUUGCUCGUCACCACAGGGGGUCAGCAGAGAAGACAUCAGACAAGCAUCCUACAAACAUUCUACAAGCAUCAUUCAAGCAUCUAUCAGUGAAGGUGUCAGCCAGGUUAUUCACACCUAACCCAAUGAAGGGCUGUUUUGCACGUGCGUGUAUAAACUAGCCUUUACACUCACACAUUUUUUUUCAAAGUGCCCCCAGAAACACACACACACACACAGUCCCUGAAAUCAUGACAGCAGGGCUACCACCUUUGCUUUUCUGCUUCAGCCCACCAUUUCCACCUGGUCUCUUACACUGCGUAUAGGACGUGACCAGCGCACCGUGUUAGAGGCUGUCUUCCCCAGGCUGGGCCUGCAGUACACAUGCUUGUUUUACAUUGACCUGGUUGUUUUUCGUUUGUCUCUGUUCAUGCAGUAAGUUAGUGCUCCAUCUCUCCAGCCACUGAACUUUGCAAGCCUGCGCUGCCGUCUCCUGAAUGUGUAGAGAGAGGGAGGGGGGGGGCGAAGCCACAUGUUUAGAAAGAGGGAGGGGGGGACGAAGCCACAUGAAACAGCCCUUGAGGAAGAAGGGAUGGGUGUUUGUCUAUUGCCCUCCCUGUUGGAUAAACAAUUGGAAUAAGGGCCACCUCAUUGUAUAUCAAGGGAGGCUUGUCUGCUUGGAUGGGGCACUGAAUGUCAUAUUUUGGAGGAAUGUCUUUUACAAAAUUGUUAGUUUAUUUUUUUGCACUGCGCUGGCUGCGACGUAGACCAUGUCAUUUAUAAGUUGUGUAAAAAAAAAAGUAUAGUUAUCAAGCUUUUAACCGACUCUACUUUGUGUGUGUGUAUGGUAAUGUACUUGAUGAUGUACAAAAAACACACACACACACACACACAAGAAUGUUUUCUACAAAAUUCUGAAUGAUUGCACAAUUUGACAUGUUUGUGUGUUUUUCAUGUUACUAAAACAAGCACUAUGUUGAAAAUUAAAUAUACACAAUUAUA